UCUUUGCAGCGAUGCUUGGUUCCUGUUGUGGUCGGACUCAGAAUGGAUGGUACACAUGACAUGUGCCUCUGAUUCAGAUGAUUUACCUCUGAUGUGCUCACUGUUUUUUUGAAUACAUUUUAAAGGUUGUGUAUUUGCGGAAAGAUGGUGUUUUACUUUAAAAGCGAGGUCGUCUCACCGCCCUAUACCAUCUACAUGGGCAAAGAUAAAUAUGAAAAUGAAGAUCUGAUAAAGUAUGGAUGGCCUGAAGAUAUUUGGUUCCAUGUGGACAAGCUUUCGUCUGCUCAUGUAUAUCUAAGGAUGCCAAAGGGUGUAGCGAUAGAAGACUUACCAAAAGAAGUCCUGAUUGACUGUGCCCAGCUGGUCAAAAACAACAGUAUUCAAGGAUGCAAAAUGAACAAUAUUAAUGUUGUCUACACACCAUGGGGGAAUCUGAAAAAAACAGCAGACAUGGAUGUCGGUCAGAUAGGCUUCCUUCGGCAGAAGGAGGUGAAAAUUGUGACGGUAGAAAAGAAAAUCAACGAAAUUGUCAACAGACUAGAGAAAACGAAAGAGGAGCGCUAUCCUGAUCUGGCCGCUGAGAAGGAGUCUCGGGACAGAGAGGAAAGAAAUGAGAAGAAGGCUCAAAUACAAGAUCAGAAGAGGAAAGAGAAGGAGGAAAUAAGAAAUAAAAAAGAGAUGGAAGAAUUAAGGAAUUAUUCAGCGCUCAUGAAGAGUGACAACAUGACCACAAAUGAGGAUGGCAAUGAUUCAGAUGACUUCAUGUAAAAUAAAUAAAUGGAUCUGUGAUAAAGAAGAACCACCAUCUUCCCCCCCACAGUAUCUUCAAGUUUGUGAAAGGACGUCAUAGCGGGCUUCAGAAAUAAGCAAUCGAAAGGAAUCAGCACAAUUCCAAGAGCGCUCUAGAUCAUCUUGCUUUGUCAUUCCUUUGAAAAUGAAAUGCAAUCUGAAAUGAUAAGAGUAGAUUUUCAUUCAGCUCAUUUAACCAAAAGGAAUUUGAGAAUCUCUGCUGAUUCUGUACUUCAGUUUUUUUGUUGAUGUUUUUGAACGUAUUAAAAGAUAAUCACAGU
Pimephales promelas (fathead minnow) is the source of this 1070-nucleotide messenger RNA. RefSeq names its product coiled-coil domain containing 25 (gene ccdc25). The record is from RefSeq and is a predicted model, not a curated record. Lineage: Eukaryota; Metazoa; Chordata; Actinopteri; Cypriniformes; Leuciscidae.